This is a messenger RNA of Verruconis gallopava, 3087 nucleotides long. RefSeq lists its product as hypothetical. Gene Ontology annotation, biological process: meiotic cell cycle; positive regulation of transcription by RNA polymerase II. The coding region runs from base 552 to 2177 and encodes 541 amino acids. The record is from RefSeq and is a predicted model, not a curated record. NCBI's taxonomy places the organism in Eukaryota, Fungi, Ascomycota, Dothideomycetes, Venturiales, Sympoventuriaceae. Gene Ontology annotation, molecular function: DNA binding; DNA-binding transcription factor activity. Gene Ontology annotation, cellular component: nuclear chromosome. The transcript has 3 exons.
CGCCUUUUUCCACCCUCGCGCUUGCCUCCAGCAACAGCACCGCACAGGUCAUCGCUCCUCCUUGCUCGUCCUUGCUCAUCCCACCACGUGCCCGGGUCGCCGGUAUCACCACCACCACCUUCACAAUUUCCCUAUCGUUGAUUGCUCCGCACUACGCACAGGGCCUCUCUCCCCAAGUCCACCCGUCCUUAAAUGCUGCCCUGGCUCCGUCAAGUCCAGAGCCCGCUUUGUCGUAUGCUUGCGCCGCCGUAUCACAACCUCCCCUCCCUCGACUCUGGCGCCCUUCUCUAAUAUUAGUCCACCCACCCAUUCUUUCCCACCCCCUCUCGCCUUUUAGCACAUCGCUCCCUUCUCGCCCGAACCGUUGCCUGCCCGCUGGUCAACACGCCUAUCCAAAGCUGCCCUGGUCGCCGCCGUUGCCAUUCGCCCGUCUCUGGUCGCCCCAAGCUCACGCCGUCUCACCACCGAACCCACGGCCUCAAAACUAAUCGCAUGCCGGAACAACUUCGCUAUUUAUUUUUGUCCGCCCCAACUUCGACAUCUUCGCCAUCAUGGACGGCUUCGAUACGAUGACCAUGUCCUACAUGGCCGCACCGCCAAUGUCGCUGUCUAAUGUGCCGUCCACCGAUGCCAUGUCUAUGCCGCUGUUGCCGCUGAAUGACCUCGACCAUGCUUCGAAUUUCGAUGCAGACACCUUCAUCGGAAGCGAGGAUGCCACCCACUACGGCUCGCACUCGAUACACGGUCAAGCCUCGUCCCUCAAGCGCUAUCCGAGCCAGUACGACGAUCCGUUCUCGGAUGCCAUCAGCAACUACGACAGCCACACGGGCCUGCAGCAAGAUCAGAGUGGAGGCGAUAACCCGUCUAUCGACAGAGACCAUAAGCUUCUCAGUUUCUCCAUGCCGAACAUGAACUACACAGUGCUCGACUACGCGUUCCGUCCAAUGUCGGUGUCGUUGACGGCACAGCUACACGGCAUGUUCUUUUUGGCCGAGUCGCCGUGGGCCACCCCCGGGGAAACCGCACCUCCGACCGAGCUCACCUGCUACCGGCGCAAUCUUUUUCAGGUCACUGGGAAUCUAAUGCUUCCUCGUGGACUGCGCUACGUUUUGACCGAACAGGGAGAGCAGUUGCCCAUCAUCUCUCAGGAACUGACUAUUUCUGCAACUGAGUCGGUGGAAGGAAAUGCCGUGAAGAUCAUAUCCGUCCCGUGGAAAACCCCAGCCAGCAGUGCCCCGGUGGUGGAGGACAAGACCGAAAAAGAGCCGACGUCCAUCCCGCUGGAUUUGAUGUCGUCGCAGGAUGUCGAGACUGAAUUUGUCAACUUCCCCAUCGCCUGGAAGCGCCUGCAGUUUAGGGUGGCAACUGCAAACAAUGGACGGCGGAAGGAGCUGCAGCAGCACUUCAUUGUACACCUCAAGGUCAUGGCAACACUUGCCAAUGGUGCCAAGGUCUCCAUUUGUGAAGUGCGAUCAGGGGCUGUUAUCGUUAGAGGUCGCAGCCCAAGGAAUUUUCAGUCGAGGAAAGACAUGCCAAUCAGUAGCGGAACCACCUCUCGGAAACAUAACAUGCCCAUGCCUCCCACACGAACCUCUACAACCGAAAGCGCACACCCCCCCAAGCAAGAGACAAGAACCGCCCCCCCACAAACCAUCGAUGUCCCCCAGGUUCCGUUCAGCUACGAACCCGCAGACAUACAAGUUUCCCCCGAUUUUUUUGAGUGGAAGAUACCAAACGGCCACAUGGGAGCAAUGACGGCCAUGCCUGCUGAACCAGCCUCAUUUCCAGCUCAACACCCUUCCAACGCUUACGCACAAUCAAGUCCUGAUCUCGCCAGGCCGUCAAACAAGCGCUCCGCACCGGCGCCACUAGCUCUUUCUCUCGUCGACGAUGAACCUCGAAAGACCAGUCCGCCUUGUGACUAUGCGAGGAAGAUGCCACGGCUUGGAACCAAGACCACGCGGGCGCCUUCAUUUUCUCUCAACUUGAUGAGCAGUCCAGACGAAAGUGCUGAUCUGCUGUACGAAUACUUCCCCCUCGGCAUGGAGGACUGGAUGCCACCCGUCGAUGCGGUAUACAGACCUCACGUUGUACACCACACAAAUCUACCGUCGGAUCCGAAAGCGCUGGCGGUCAAGAAUCGCUCGAAACGUUACUUCUCGGAAGAUCAACCGUGAGACUCACUGUUUCUCUAUCCCAUCCUUGUGCUUGCGCUCAACUUGGUCCAGACACACGCCUGCGACACUGUUCGCUUAGUUUGAACGACCAUGAGUGGAUUCCUUGGUUUGACGAGGGAUCCAUCAAUUCAUCAUCCCUUCCAUCUCGUACUCCGUAUGCCAUUCUGCCUAUCCGUAAGGCCAACCUGCACUGUUACAGAUGCUACUUGCGGGUGAACUUGCGUAAGCGUUGUUACUCAAACGGUCUUUGCGUGACGGGCCUCAUACGAGCCGUUUUUGACGAAACACCGGCUGGAGAUACAGAGCGUUAGUUUGGCUGGGCAAUCCUUGCAAAGGAAAAGAACACACGUAAAGAAUUUUUGAACAUGAAGAUCCACUUGCGGCGGAACGGUCCGUUACGGCCAACGAAGACUUCGAGGAUUCAAAAGAUGCGCAAAAUAGCAGUGCGGGUUGAUUUUUUUUCUUUGUUUUUCAGGAAGAGGGGAAAAUGAUUGAUGACGGCAGAGUGUUUCUGCACUUACGAUAUCACGCCAGUUUGGCUGGUCACACGCAUUGACGCCAUGGAUAUGGCUGCAGUUCACGAACGAUGGUCAGGUCUACAGUCAGUGUUUUCUUUUGGACGGUCAUAUACCCCAUGAAUGGAGGCAUGCAUACGGCUCUGCUCGCUGAGAGAUAGUUUUCGCUACUCUAAACUUUUGUUCUGAAUGGCAACGACUCACUCAUCACGGCCGAUUUACAGCAAAUGUCAAAUCUUCCGUUAUUGACAGACAAUAUCAUGGCUAUAGUAAGAAGGGCAGCGCCUUGGGCCACCACUUUGCUUACUCAGGCGUUGACCCGCAUAUUUGUGCUUCGCCUAACUGCUAAUUCCGUCUUAUGUUCCUAGCAGAGGGAGGGGAGGGGGCAGUGCGGU